UGCAGAUAACGGACCAUAUCAUUUUACGAGUGGUUUAAGAGCUUACAAAGUCUACCGUUGCUCAUUGGAUAUUUGUAUUUCGUAAGCGUUCGAUAUGUGUAUAUACCAAUAUUCCGGAUGAUUCGACAAGCUGAGAUAUAUGGAGUAAUUUGGAAUGAUAUAAAAUUAUAGCUUAGUGAAAUGUGGUAAAGAACAUUAUGGCUACAGGCUAUCGGCGAAGAUACGAGUAUCCAAUUGGAAAUUUCGAAGAAACGGAUACGGAUACGGAAUACUCUGAUUGCGACGAUUUCGUUUGUUCAGACUCUGGAAGAAGGUUGGAUGCCACGAUAUUUAACGAUUGGGAAAAUUUGUUCAAAUCUCAGAGAUCUGAAGAAAAUGAUCAGGCAGGAAAACUACUCUGUGAAAUACAAACUGAUGAAAAUAUAGCGAAGAUUUUUGGCGAAAUACGACAAAAAUAUAAAUCAACAGAUGUUAAAUGGAGUUCGUCAAAUAUUGACGAAAAGAAAGAUCAAGAAGCAGCCAGCCUCUUAAAUAGCGCUUUUGAAUCCCUUACAAUAGAUGACGAAAAAAGCGAAAGUAGUGAGGGCUGUUCAUCUUGUUCUGAAUCAAUGCCUGUGCUGGAUGUUUCACAGUUUAAAAAGGGACAACACAUUUCAAUGCCAGGUAAAUUCGGAGCAAUUUAUCAGCACCAUGCGAUUGUCUGCGACGUUAAAAGUACGUCAGGGACAGAAGCUGAAUUGGAGCUUAUACAUUUUAUGAAAAAAGAAAACAGCAUUAAGAUUUGCAAGGAGAUAAAAACAUACGACCUUAAAAACAAACAAAUUAAUUUAAAACACUACAUAAAGCAAAGGUACGAUGACCAUUUGAUCAUCAGUCGGGCAGAGACAGUUUUGCAGGAUUUUAAAAUGUCCAAGUUUGAGAAAUACAAUUUUUUAUUAUUAAACUGUGAGCACUUUGCAACUUGGUGUGUAAAUGGUGAAGAAGAAUGUUUUCAGGUACAAGGGGCUUUGCAAAUGAUUGUCGACUCUCUCUCGAAUGCACUUGGUGUUGGUAGUCGAUUGGUAAAGGCGGUUCAACAACUGGUCAUUAUGAGUACAGAUGAAAUCGCCAAGUCAAUAUGGUCAUCGAUUGUUCCAGAAAUUGUUCUCGGGGCAACUGCGGGUAUUUACUUAGUGUAUUGUCUUGCAAAAACAGCAUACCUUAUAAUGACUUACAAGAAAAACAAUCUUUGCUUGACGUGUUUGAAAAGAACAUUACUAGAUAUGUGGUUAGGGUUUUCAGUUUUUUGUUCGACAUCAGUUUUACAAUUUCUGAUUUACACUUUUGCGGCACCUGCAAUAGGAAGUGGACUUGGAAUCCCGUUGAUAUUACUGACAGUUUUGCUUUCAGUUGUGUUAAAAGUGUCUGUACACAAAAUUCUACACGACUUAAGAAAUCCAUUCGGAAACGAGAAAACUAAAAUAUCAAAGCCCUCGCAGCUAUCAAUUGCAGACAUAGUGGCCUUCAGUUACUACAAAUUAGAGCAUGUCGCAAUUGUCUCGGAUAUUUUAGAUGUGAACGAAGAGGCACAAACCGCAAAAGUCAUCUGCAUUCAUUAUGGUCUUCCUAAGUUGUUAGCAAAGAGAAAAAUUGUUGAGGAAGAAUUUGAAAUGAAUCUGGCUAAAUCAGCAUGGUACAAAUUUGACGUAGAUGAUACAACAUCUUAUUCAAGAGAAAAAAGGCUUAGUCGUGCAAAGGAAAGGGUAGGUGAGAAACGAUGGAGUACAACAAACCGUUCAGACAACUUUUGUCAUUGGGCAGUAGUUCCGAACGUGCGUUGGGAUGACUAUGCUUUGGGAGAGGUCACCGUCAAAGAAAAGAAGAACAAAUCUGUUGAACCUUUUUUGAAUACAAGUCCAGUGUACAUAGCUGAAGAGCUGAGAUUAGGCGAUGUUGUAGACUAUAAAGAAACAGGUAUACUGGUGAGGAAACAAUCAAACGUUGUUGAAGGAAAAAAGGUUGUAGAAAUAGAUUUGAUCAUUACUAAUUUUUGGCAAGGAAAACGAAAGACAUAUACAUUAGACUUGAAACGGAAUGAUAUUAAUGUUAUGUAUUACAAACCAGCUCUGUGCAUUUCUAUGCAAGACCGAGUUGAACGAGCAUUAAAUUUUGAAAGACAAGGUUAUGGAUCAUGGUGGACCAAGAAUGGAUUCAUACAAUCUUGCAUCCUAAAAAAAGAAUUUUUAGACAACUAACAUUGCGCGAAUGAAAGCUUCGCUCCGACUGCUCCCUAGUCGAAAGGUGUGUUUGGAGAGUGGUCAAAGUUAUUCAUCGAACUCAAAACCGAUGCGUGAUUAUUAAUUUUAAUGAUGAUAGUGUACCAAUGUAAUUAUGUACAGGUUUAUUUUGGAACAGGAUUCACAAACGAGUAUUCCUUUACACCAAUUUUAAAUUUGGUAUAUUCGUUGCUUAAGUGCGGAAAGCAGUGCCAGGAUAACUGAUUGAUUUAAUCUAGAAACACCUUAACUAUUACUGCGUUAAGAACUGUAUUAUGCACAUUAUCAUUAUAAUCGUCGUUAUGAGUGUACCUUAUUUUUAGUAAAUUUACAUGGUACUGUGAAGACAUAUGUCCAUGUUGAUGAUUUGUGGAUUUUCAAAAAGCGUUCGACUUUGUUAAUAGUGGACCUUUUUCAUAUAUUGUUUAUCGAAAUGGCAUUGCCGAACGAUUAUAUUCUGCACACUCAUCCCUGUACAAAUGUGUGAAAACCCGAGAUCUUUCCCCAAUAGGAGAUGUCUUAGACAACUUUGUUCCCCUUACUGUUUAAGACAUGGCUACAUGACCACUCCUAUAUACUUUUUAUUUUAAUAAAUGACUUUAUAACCCUAAAGAAUCCUUCUGCAACCUAAACAAUACAAGGGAAUACAUUUGUUCCGGACACAACACUUAUACAUUUGAAUUUUUAGCUGGCGACAUUGAUAUGCUGACGGAUACUCCGUGUGGUUUUUAACGUUUACUUACUGCUCUCGCGGCAUUUGUAAGCAUUAAAAAAGAAACAAACAUUUUCUAAUGCACAUUAUCAUGAACGAUAUGAGUGGAGGAUAUAAAUAUGUUUUCAUGUGUCGGCGUUACCUCUACGAGACAAUAAUCACUAUCAAAAUGGCAGGCGAGCAAGCAAACAAAUUGAAAGGAUGCUAGAUAUCCUUUUUAUUGUUUUGUUCAAUCAAUCACUUCACGACCAGUCCUCUAUUGGAGACUUUAAACAAACUACAAUGUACGCUUGUUUAAAAUCAAGUUAUGUGAUGAAUUUUACAAAGCCUCGUCAAUAUUCGAAAAUAGAACUGAUCUUGCGCGUUUUCGAUGUUUAUUUCAUAAGCUUUAGAUUGCAUAUUGUCGAUACUCUAAAGCUUGUGUAAGUAAUGUAAAGAUGUUGUUGAAACAGGAUAUUAUUUAUUGCUUAGCUUUAUUUUUAAUCUUGAUAUUACAAAUAUUACUUAAGAAAUUUUAUGAAAAUGCUACUUCUUACAAGUGUUAUCUGUUAAGGGAUAAUUCUAUGUAUAUAUAUAUAUAAUUUGCUAUGCAACAUAGAAAAAGAGUUCUACAAGUUUCAUAAAAAUGUUAUAACUAGUGUUUGAUAAUCAUGUUUUGUAUAUUUGUGAUGUUAUGAUUGCUUGGUAUCUGGUGAUGUUGGAAUGUGUGCCCGACCUAGGUUUUGCUUGACCACCGGUGGGUACCACUAGAUCAACUGCGCCUGUAUGGGUGGCUCUUUCUAUGACUUACUAAUGCAAGUAAUUACAGGGGGUUCUAAGUUUAUCAUUGCUAUCUGAUCGUGUAUUGUAUUUGAUUACAAUGUGUACCUAAUUUUUCGUUUUGGUUAGGUAUUUAAUGCAUGCGACACAUUUAAACGUGUUUCUUAUUGUUGUAUGUGUGCUUGUAGGUGAUCAAAAUUAGUAAAAAAUGCACUUGUUAGAUUAAUAAUAUAACAAACAAAUGAAUCAUAUCAGAAUUGAACAUUUGAAAAUCUUUUUUUGUUGUCUCUAUAAUUGAAUUUGAUACCCUUCUAACAAACCUAUUAUUAUCGAUGUUUUAUUCCUUCGCAUUUUAAGUUUUAUAAGAUAUUUACGCAUUAUAAUUCAAUUCAUGUAUAAAUACUCCUUUCAGAAAUGUAACCUUAAUUUUGAAGAAGAAACUAAUAUAUAAUGUGUUUUGAUCAGGGCUACCAGCAACUUGUUUUUUUUUUAAAUAAGGAAUAUUAAAAAGACAUAUUGUUAAGUAUAUUAUAGUAUUAUAUAUAUAUCAACUGUUUGUUAUGUUUAAAUGAAUUUUCAUGUACG
Molecule: messenger RNA, 4311 nt
Organism: Mya arenaria
Lineage: Eukaryota; Metazoa; Mollusca; Bivalvia; Myida; Myidae
Exons: 3
Coding region: 198-2234 (678 amino acids)
Source: RefSeq, a predicted model, not a curated record